Messenger RNA from Cotesia congregata, 1726 nucleotides. Lineage: Eukaryota; Metazoa; Arthropoda; Insecta; Hymenoptera; Braconidae. The record is from the annotation of a GenBank genome assembly.
AUGUCUGAAAUAAGUAAUGAGUGUAAAAAAGUUCCUCGGUAUGGUUUAAUAAUGCCAAUAGAUCAUAAAUAUCCAGAACAAUGGAAACAAACCCUUCGGGUACGGUGGAGAGAAGUUUUGAAGCUGUUUGGCUUGGGAUUUCGAUUUCGAUCAUAUUGCAGCCAAGUUUCUCGGGAAGGCCGUAUUCCAUUGAUGGAUUAUUCAAACCUUGUGAAUGACAGACAAAUUUAUGGUGUACCAAUAGGUGGAAUAGGAACAGGAUCAAUAGGUCGUGGAUUCAAUGGAGAGUUUUGUCGGUACGCAUUGAUACCAGGAAUUUAUAAAUACGAAACGGCACUUGCUAAUCAAUUUAUUGUCACAGUUCGAAACACUGACGGCAAGACUAUUUAUCACCAAGUGUUAUCGCCACUUUCCCGAGGCAAAUAUUUGUCUUCUUGGAAAUGGGGAUUUAACGGCAAGAAUGCUAAGUACACAGGACUCUUUCCACGAGCUUGGACAGAAUACGAUAUCAAAGAAUUGAAUGUUAAACUUAUUUGUCGACAAAUAUCACCGGUAAUCCCAAAUAAUUAUAAAGACAGUUCUUUGCCGUGUGCAGCCUUCAUUUGGGAAAUAAUUAACGAGUCUAAUGUUGAUUUGGAUGUCAGCAUUACAUUUACAUUCCAGUCUGGUAUGGGCGGUUCUUCAAUCCCAGGGGAAAAAUGGACAGAAUGUUUUGAAUAUAAAAAUGAAGUUAGGGGAGUGAUGAUACAUCAAGAAUUGAAGGGUAUGCCUUGCACGUAUGCAAUUGCUUCGAAAGCCAGUACUACGAGUGACGUUGACAUUUCACGGACGUUGAUAUUCGAUCCCUUUGGCGAUGGAAGCGAAUUGUGGGAGUUACUUGAACGUACAGGCAAACUUAAUACCUCAGCUACUCGACUUAAAUCUUCUCCAACACUGAAACAUGUCGGAUGCGCGGUAUGCUCUUCUCUGCGUGUUCAGGCAAACAACUCACGAGAAAUUGAAUUUUGCUUGGCUUGGGAUAUUCCCAAAGUUCAAUUUCACUUUAAACUCAGACAAUAUUUAAGAUAUUAUACCAAAUAUUUCUAUAAUGAUAAAGAAACGGUAGUAAAGGAAAUAUCCCAUUAUACGUUGAUGAAUUAUAAUUCAUGGGAACAUGAUAUUUACAAUUGGCAACGACCCGUAUUGGAUGAUAUUGAUUUACCUGACUGGUAUAAAAGCGCACUGUUCAAUGAAUUGUACUACAUCGUCGAUGGAGGUACCGUUUGGUUGCGGGCUGAUGAAACCGAUAAAUUUAAAAACUCCGAUCCAAGAAAUGAAUACGGUCGUUUUGCGUAUUUAGAGGGCCAUGAAUAUCGAAUGUAUAAUACAUAUGACGUACAUUUUUAUGCUUCAUUUGCGUUGGCGCAGCUGUGGCCAAAUUUACAAGCUAGUUUACAGUACGAUAUUCGUGAUGCUAUUCAAAUUGAGGACUCAUCUUUGCGCACAACUUUUUACGAUGGUACUAAAUCUAUACGUAAAGCCAAAGGUUUUGUACCACACGACAUCGGGGAUCGAUCUCAAUGUAUACUCAUCAUGUUAUUAUAAUUAAAUGUGUUGGGUUUUUUGUUAUUGUUGUCAUAAUUAUCAUUAUUAUUACUAUUAUCUCGACGUUGUAUUAUUAUGCAAAAAUACUAGUUUAUUUCAAUAUUCCUGUACAAAAAAAAUCUCAGUGCAGUGUGUUUUGUAU